Dichotomopilus funicola is the source of this 957-nucleotide messenger RNA. Its product is annotated as kinetochore Sim4 complex subunit FTA2-domain-containing protein. NCBI's taxonomy places the organism in Eukaryota, Fungi, Ascomycota, Sordariomycetes, Sordariales, Chaetomiaceae. The transcript has 4 exons. The record is from RefSeq and is a predicted model, not a curated record. The coding region runs from base 1 to 957 and encodes 318 amino acids.
AUGCCCCACAUCAAAUGUACCUGUCGGAGUCUGUGGGACUUAAACGAAAUCAUUGCUUCGUCCGUUUUCUACCAAACUCGCCCUCCCAGUCCGCCGGUACCGCUUCCUUGCGUCCCGGGUCCCAAACUGGCCCCCUUUACCCGGACUGCUUACGCCGAUGAUAUUGAGUUCAUCCAGUUUCUCGGUCGCGAGAACGACGUAGACUCUCUGGUCUGGAAGGUCAAAAUCAACAAAGCUGGGCCCUUUGUCCUCAAGGUGUUUUACUUCUGGCACUGGGACUUUCUCCGUAGGAACCAGGGCGGUGACCUCACAAGGCGGCUCGCUAGCCCGCAGCUCUAUGUCGACUACUUUGACCCGUUCAAUUGUGAGUGCCGUGCCUAUGGCCGACUCAAGCAGGAAAAGCGCGAGGAUCUGGCCGUUAGGGCCCUCGGCUAUCUUCUUUUCAACCCCCAGCAGGAAAUCGACUUGGCCCAGAAGGUUGAAGGUCGGUCUACGCCGCCCCCCUCCGCUAACGCUACUACUAUGGAUGGCGAUUUCUGGGGGUGGCAGGAGCAGCAUCGCGGACUGCCUGUCCGGGCUAUCGUUAAGGACCUCGUCGCCAGCAAGGCUCCCGACCCUGCGCAGGACGCGGGCUUAUGGUUGGACCUACAAGCCCUCCACUCGUUAGGCAUAUUCGUGAAGGAUACACACGGUGGUAACUACCUAAACGGGAAGCUCGUCGACUUUAGCCGCUCGUGGACCAUGUAUCACCCGGCCUUAGAUCAAAUUGACGCCUAUACACUAAGAAGCCUUAUGCUAGACGAGCUACAGCAUUUGCUGGACUAUUACUGCGACGGGGCAAACGAUUCGACAGCGUAUAACUGGCUCAAAUGGGAGACGAACGCCGAUGCGGCAAAGGCGUACGUGGAACAAGAGCUGUUUGAGAGGACGCCAGGCGCUGCCGUGGACGUUUUGUAA